This is a messenger RNA of Scutellospora calospora, 225 nucleotides long. Lineage: Eukaryota; Fungi; Glomeromycota; Glomeromycetes; Diversisporales; Gigasporaceae. The record is from the annotation of a GenBank genome assembly.
AUGAUAAAAAAUUCUCCCGAAAUUUCAAAAUUCUUUGAUCUUUCUAAUAAAUCAUCCGAUACUGCAAAAUUCAUACUUAAAAAUUUCAUUCUUUUACCUAAACAUUUCAAUUCUUCCGAACAAGAAUUUCUUCUUGAUCAAACUUCAAAAAAAAAAAUUGAAAAAAGUUUUUGUUUAGAUUUAUCUAAAACUGGUGGAAUUAAACCUCACGUUGAUAACGUCGAG